AUGUCGGGGGAUCACCCGAUUGGUUCAGACGAACCUGCGACUGAGGGGUUACAUCCGAUUGGAGCUUCAGGGGAACAUCCCCCGCACAGAGAUCUUCGUGACGAACACCUCGCCAUGACCUCGGAGCGCUAUUGGCAGAUAUUCAACGACCCGUGCCUGUCGCCGUCCGACGGCACCCCCGCCGACCCAUCGCCCGUGUCAUCUGAGGCCUUCCACGACCUCACCCAUCAAAUAGGGCGGAACGUCGAGGUCUACAUUGACGACAUGAUCGUGAAGAGCCGUGCGGUGGCAGAUCACCUGACCAACUUGAUUGAAACAUUCGCCACGCUGCGGAGAUACGGUCUACGACUCAACCCGGCAAAGUGUGUUUUCGGUGUCAACUCGGGAAAGUUCCUCGGGUUCAUCGUACACGAAAGAGGAAUCGACGUCAACCCAGAAAUGGUCCAGGUAAUCAUCGAUAUGCAAACCCCUCGGACAAUCAAGGACCUACAGCGACUGAACGGAAGGCUCGCUACCUUGUCUCGGUUUCUAUCCCGAUCGGGUGAUCGUUACCUCCCCUUCUUCCGGGCGUUGAAGAACCCGAAGGACUUCCAAUGGACGGCGCAGUGUGAGGAAGCUUUCAUACAAGUCAAACAACACUUGACCAACCUCCCCCGCCUUGCCUCGGUCUCUUUGGGGGAAAAACUCAGUAUUUACUUGGCUGCCUCCCGGCGCGCGAUCAGCUUCGUCCUGAUCAAAGAAGCCUCCGGUGAACAACUACCGGUCUACUACAUCAGCCAUAUCCUGAAUGGGCCUGAGGAGCGACACCCACCAAUUGAGAAGCUUGCUCUGGUGCUUGUACUUACGGCCCGGAAGCUGCGGCCCGGAAGCUGCGGCCCGGAAGCCCACCCGGUCGAGGUAAUCACCGACCAACCACUCAGACAGGUUUUAUCUAAAUUCGACGUUGCAGGUCGGCUCCUCAAGUGGUCGAUAGAGCUCGGAGAGUUCGACAUACAUUACACACUAAGGAUGGCCAUCAAAGCACAGUCAGUAGCCGACUUAAUCUCAGAACUCGUCCAAAUCGAGGACCAGGUUCCCGGCCAACCCGGGGAAGCGUGGGUCAGACAUGUGGACAGCUCGUCCACCUCGAGUGGUGCCGGCGUGGGACUGGUGCUAUUAGCCCCCGACGGGCGUUCGUUCAAGCACUCCCUCCGCUUCGGGUUUCAAGCAACCAAUAAUGAAGCCGAAUACGAAGCACUCCUAGCAGGACUCAGAUUGUCCCGCGAGAUGCAGGUGGACGCUAUCCAUGUCCUCACCGGCUCGCAGCUGGUAGCUGAGCAACUCAGUGGUGGAUACGAGGCCAAGGAACCGACCAUGGCAAAGUACCUAGCGGUGCCAAGAAGCCAGAACGAGCGAGCCGACGAGCUGACUAAGCUGGCCUCAAAGUCGGACUCCAGAACCCAGCCCGAGAUCGAAAGGCUCCCCUCUCGCGCCAUCUCGGUCUUGGCUGUGUCUUCAGCCGACGCUUGUACCACAUGGGUGCAGGAGAUGCUGUGCUUCAAGCGCAACGGGAUCCUUCCCGCCGACGAGGCUACGGCUCGGCGCAUCCGUCGAACACAGGCAUGGUACUCCGAGGUGAACGGACGACUCUACAAGCGGUCCUUCUUGCACCCAUUACUGCGAUGUCUCGGGCCUGAAGAGGCUCAGAUGGUCCUGGCCGAGAUUCAUGAAGGGAUUUGCGGAGAGCAUAUCGUUGGCCGGACCUUGGCCCACAAAAUACUUCGCCAAGGGUACUACUGGCCCACUAUGUUCCGAGACGCAAGAUCCUAUGUGCAGCGUUACGGCUCGUGCCAGAGGCACACCCGAAUGCCCCGACAGCCGGCGGUUCCACUCGCCCCCAUUGACUAUGCGUGGCCAUUCGCACAAUGGGGAUUGGACCUCCUCGGCCCUUUCCCACCGGCCUCGGGGCAACGGAGAUAUAUCGUCGUGGGAGUAGACUACUUCACCAAGUGGCCUGAGGCCGAGCCGCUAGCAACGAUCACGGAACGACAAGUGGAGAAGUUUGUCUAG
Musa acuminata AAA Group (dessert banana) is the source of this 2049-nucleotide messenger RNA. RefSeq lists its product as uncharacterized. The record is from RefSeq and is a predicted model, not a curated record. Gene Ontology annotation, molecular function: nucleic acid binding; RNA-DNA hybrid ribonuclease activity. Bases 1 to 2049 code for a protein of 682 amino acids. The transcript has 3 exons. NCBI's taxonomy places the organism in Eukaryota, Viridiplantae, Streptophyta, Magnoliopsida, Zingiberales, Musaceae.